AUGUCUGAUCACAACCAACCCAGUCCCCAUAUUGACGCAUCCAGAGAUCCUCAUCAGAUCGAACAACAUACCUCCCUACCAAAUCCCAGUGCAGGCAUGUUCAAUGACUCUGCAAACACUCAGGCUCAUCACAGCGCUUUCAACGAAAUAUCCGGAAGUCAGAACUGCGUUGUAAACAACAUCAUGAACAGUCCUCAUGGCAACCACGCCGAGCUUACACCAGUUGCUACAACCAGUCAGCGCUUCGUACCAGAGUCGCAGUGGGAGAAAGGCCCGAUGCUUGCAAGGCACUCGGAAGAGUGUCCUAAAAAUAAUCAAAAAUUGACCAUAGCAGAAUGGUGUGUUGACAAGAAGAGACUUGGCGCCAGUUUCUUCUUUUUCAGAGGAACAGGAAAUCGAGACAAAAUAUCACGCCUAAUUCCUACACUCGCCUUUCAGCUCUCAACUGAAGUCGAAGGCAUGGAACCGUUAAUAAAAGGCACCCUCGAUAAGGAACCUUCUAUACUGAAUGAUUCACUCAGCUAUCAGUUUGGCAAAUUGAUCAUGGGACCCAUGAUUGCAUGCUCAAAGAAAAAAUGGGAUAUCCUCAAGCGGAAACGCAUGGUAAUAGUUAUCGACGCUUUGGACGAAUGUGUACGUCAAGACGGAGCAUCGAUGGAGGAGUUCAUUGACGUUGUAGUUAAUGCCUGUGAGGCCAGGAAAAGUCAGGUCCCUUUUCGUCUUUUUAUCACAAGCAGGGUUGAAGAACAUCUCCGUAAAAAACUUGAAAGCCCGGCUGCCAAAGAUGUUACGCUCCAAUUGAAAUUACAGAAUUUCGAUGCUGCAGAGGAUAUUCGCACGUUUUUUCAGUUCGAAUUCAAAAGGAUAUAUGAUGCGAAUCGCUUACUUAUGGUUGCGGAUAAAGUGCUAGAGCCUUGGCCCUCUCCAGAAAUCCUUGACACACUCGUCGAAGAAGCUGCGGGAUCCUACAUCUACUCGUCCACAUUCGUCGAUUUUGUUAGUGGAAAGGGGGGUAUGCCGCAUCAGAAACUUCUGGACGCCCUGAAAGCACAUGGCCUAGACAAACUGUAUUCCCAGGUGUUCUCGAAUGCUUCGUAUCCGGGUGGGGCACCUGUUUCUGUAGCUGAUCUUGUACGGAUCAUGGGCACUUUCCUCCUUAUCCGACGUCUACUACCUAUCAAGGAUCUUGCUACCUUGUUAAAUAUCCCCCCACGAAACCUUGUGGAGUCUUUCCUUAGCAUUCAGUCCAUCCUUCUCAUCCCCGAAUCUGACGAUGAUCCGGUACAACUGGUCCACACAUCUUUACGGGACUUUUUGAUGACCCCAGCACGUUCGGGCAGCUAUUUCAUCAAUCCUCCUAUUUGUCAUCUUUCCAUUGCAAUUAAUUGCCUAGAUAUCAUGACGAAAAAUAAGACGGAGUUCUGGUUUGUAGAUGAACCGUUGCAGUACGCUUCCACUUGGUGGCUGGAUCAUCUUCGCAAAGCAUUGUCUGAAGGGGAUCAGUGUCUUUUGGAUUUACCUUUAUUUGUCUCACUUGAAGAUAUUCUAACGAACUGGGCUAGUAGUUCUCUUAAUCCUUGGCUGCAUUCUAUGAUUUUCCUUACGGUCUAUGACGCGGCACAGCGUAUACAAUCACAUUUUUCGCCACUGGCACAAGAACUCUCGCAAUAUCCCCAAGGUUUGCAGUUGACGCUAACUCGCUUAAAUGAUAUGCUAGACCAUACAAUUGUGCGGAUCAUCUCCUAUUUUACAUGGUCCAUAAUGAUGAAGCGUCUUGAACCUUUGCCCUAUUGGCGAUGA
Molecule: messenger RNA, 1800 nt
Organism: Serpula lacrymans var. lacrymans S7.9
Lineage: Eukaryota; Fungi; Basidiomycota; Agaricomycetes; Boletales; Serpulaceae
Exons: 4
Coding region: 1-1800 (599 amino acids)
Source: RefSeq, a predicted model, not a curated record